Bombus huntii is the source of this 5840-nucleotide messenger RNA. RefSeq lists its product as uncharacterized. Lineage: Eukaryota; Metazoa; Arthropoda; Insecta; Hymenoptera; Apidae. The coding region runs from base 2620 to 3126 and encodes 168 amino acids. The transcript is spliced from 2 exons. The record is from RefSeq and is a predicted model, not a curated record.
CGACUAGUGGGAUUGAUCGAUGACUGCUUUGUAUCUGGGUGGUGCAGUCUCAGUAGGAUGUAUGAACGUUGGUAUUUAUAUAAUGGAAGCACAAAGGAAGGGGAUUGAGAACGAAAAAUGGUAAAGUGAAGUUGAAUGUCUUUGAAUCUGGGUGGUGCAGUCAAAAUAACACGAAUGAAUGCUGGUACUUAUGUGGUAAAAGAACAAGGGGAAAGAAAAUUGGGGAUGAAAAAUGACAAGAACCGAAGCCUUUUCCUUCCAAUAGUAGUAACGGGGCGAGAAAAAUAAUAUAUCUAUAAAUUUCCAAAAUUACAAAAGGAAAGUUUGCAUAGAACAAUAAUAACGAAGAGAGGAAAAAAUGCCAAUUUUCGAGAUUGUAAAAGAACAUAGUUGAAAUGGGUAAAAUGUAUUUGGGUGUUAGUGUGAGAUAGGAAGAAUUGAAUCUAUUUUGAUAGAGUAAUGAUAGCAAGCUGAGAUAAAAAAGUGAUAGCGAAUUUUUGAAAAGAUAAAAGUAGAAGGGAUGAAAGGUCUGCAGUUUUAACAGUUCCGCUUGUUACGAGGUUUGUAGCGCGGAAUUCCUGGAAUUGAGGAACCGCGAUUCCACGGGAAAUCGGCGGACAGCACGCGAUACAGUUUACGACGAUCUAACAUGAAGACAGAAUCCUUGUGUUAAUCGCGUAUGUACAGAUAUAAUCGUAGAAAGUUGCUCUCCUCUGGAUAAAUGCAGUGUACAUCACAAGCAUUGACAUCGUAUUGUUAAUUGGGAAAUUAUGUUAUAAUUAUUGCCCAUAAACACACUUUCCAAACCUUCUUUUCUAUGGCUUGAAAUAAUAGAGAGAUGCACAAUGUUAUCGUUAAAAAUAAUAGUAAGCUAAUAACAAUAGGGGAGGAUUAUUCGAGAUCACAAUUAAGAUCAAUAUAAUUUCUCAAAAGCUUGGAUUUUCGUGAAAAUGAAAUUUUAAGAAGUCGGACGUUCAACUAAGAAUGAACGUUCAAUUGAAGAAAUGGAGUGAAGAUUAACACAAAAGUCUCGUUUGAAACGAGUCUUCCAGAAAAGAGCCACCGGAGCAGAAAUAGUCAUGUCGUGUACAAAUCGAGGAAAACAGAAACGUUGUCGGAGCAGUUCUAUUCAUGUGCCAGCUGAAAAAGCAUUGUAACGUUCUACGAGGAAGCGAAGGGCAAUUUCGUAGCUUCCUGCGUGAAUACGGUGACGCGAAUAAUUGCGCGAGAAACGGGACAAAUAGCAAAAAGAAGGGGAAACAGAUGAAAGAAAAGGAAGGACGAAAAGCCUAGACCUGCAAAGUCAUAGUCAUCAUUGCGGUCCUCUUUUGUUCUUUGUUUCGAGCGUUGCAUGUCGUUAUAAUGAUCGAUAUUGCCGCUUUAUUUCCAAAGAAAUAUAACGGUCGAGUGUUGUUGACGAUUAAAUGGCGAAGAACACGAACUCGAUUCUAGAUGCCUGUGCAAAAACUAUCGGAAACGGCGCGAUAACCAGAACGAUCGUGAUAUCUUUUCAGAGAACUCAAUCAGAGAGAUGAUUUAUUUUAUACUUUCUUUGAUCAAUCGUAAUUAAGUAAUUGUGCGUAUCACUUGAUUCAGAGCGCAAGAAAUUUUAAUUGAUCCCAUAGUAAAACAUAUUAUAAUUAAGGAUAAUCGGGAGAUCUGUUGUGCGCACGCAACACGUUAAACAGAUCGUGUUUACAUCCGGAAUCACGAAAGCUUAUCCUUCUACUUGCAAUUACUCGGCGAUUUAGCAUGAUGCACCGUGAAAAUUUAUAGACGAUCCUUCUUACGUGAUUCUGCGUAAUUAACGAGUAGAUGAUUUCAUACACGUUAAUCAAGCAAUUAACAAAGCAUGCAUAAACACAAAAAUACUUCUUCUUCCAGAUCCAAUUAUACGAAUUAACCAACAAUUUUCCUUAAAAUUCGAGUCACCAUAUCUCAACAAAAUCGAUUUCUACGAUUAGCCAGAACGUUUCCUUUCGCGAUGUGAUCGCGGCGUCAUAUAAGUUAUAUUGCCAGCCUCCACUUUGCUAAGACACCGCCCUGUAAACAGACCACGCUUGAACAAUCCAGAUCGAUUACUCGAGUGUGAAACGAACCUCGAUUAACGAUCGAGAACGGGACACAAUCUCGCAUCGUCUCAUCGUCGUCGACGAUCGACAGAUUCUUCCACCGCUGAAAAUGUUACGAAGACCCAUCGUCUUCGACGUCGUCCAAUGAUCAGAGAGAACAGAGACGGAGGUGGACGUGAAUGGACAGUGAAUCCUUCGUCACGCGUCAGUACCAAGUUAGAUGGCGGUCUCCUUCUCUGGGCUUUUCACGUUUCACCUAUAUAAACUAAUGGUCCGGCCUAGGGCGAAUGUCAGUUAACAUUUCAUUUGCCAGCUGGACAGUUCGCCUGUCAUCAUCUUAUACCGUCAUACUUUUUUCAUCGUCAGAUCCUUCAAUGAUCGUGAAUCAUAGUUUACUACAGCCUUCAGGUGGCAUCCAUUCUUUUUGUGAAUUUUAGUAAGAUAAAUUGAAUCUUUUUAUUUCUCACGAAGUGUGUGCCGCGCUGCUUCUCGAUUCUCCGUAGAAUAUUAACUACUGGUGAAGGAAAUUCUCAGAUGAGACAGAAGAAUGCUGAUGGUAUACCCGCUGUUUCUUCUGCCUUUGUUAACGGCGACCGAAACCACGCAGCCCACGAUGAUGCAGGAGAGUUGGAAGCCUCAGUUGGAAAAUUCGACGACUCCUGCGGACUGGAUCAGUGACAGCAUUCUAAACGCUGUGGACGAUGUUCUUCCUGUGACACGUUCUUCUUUCGAAGCUCGCAAGAAGAAGAGACACAAGCUGAACAAAUACAUCCUCCCCUUGAUUGUAGGAGUUAUAUUAAUCAAAUCGAUUCUUCUGCCUAUAGCGUUGAAAACUUUAGCUAUAUUAAGUGGGAAGGCAGUGGUUCUGAGUUUGAUGAGUCUAAUUCUGGCAGCUAUAGUAGGAUUGAAGAAGGUCGCUCAGGCUCACUCCACAAGCUACGAGGUGGUAAAUAUGCCCGUGAAUAAAUACAAGAGACAGGACUUUUUCGAGGGCGACGACACGGUGGACACUGAGCCUUACAAAUUUUAUAGGGAACGCCACAGGAAAAAGUAAAGACUCAUUAUUAUUCAAAAUGUUAAAAACGUUUUGUUCAUUUCACCCUCGACCCCUACGUAUUUUAUAAUUCGUCGGUCGAUAGAAAAUCAAAUAUUAAUUUUAUUCCGUGACUUAACUAUACGCAGAGAAUCCAUUGCCUGUUCUGUCAAACAAGCUUAAAGCUGAUAAAACUUUCCUCGUUCAAACUGACGCAAACGAAACUUGCUAAUUAUUCCAUAAUGCAACAGAAAAAAGCUGAGAGGUUAAUAAACGGAAAACGAAGCGAACCGUAGAAAGUGUUUUCGAACGGUAGCGAAUCAUCAUUUUACGCUUGCAAAUCAAAUCGUGCUUGCUGUAAGGGAUGCUCGAUUCCUCGGAAACGAUACGUAUAAUUCUAUACAGUGCGUAUAAUUCUAUACAAUGCGUAUAAUUAAUUGCUCUAACCUGUCAUGAUUGUGAUUAAUUGCACCGCUGGUACGCCAAGUGAAAGUUCAUCUCGAAUUACCAGAAUUAUAAAUUCGUGUGGCAAGCAUCGCUACUGAUAAACCUUAUCGACAAAUCGAUAUUUCCAUUGUUAAAUUUUCAUAACUAUUUUAAGUAUUUUAUACCUUAUUUUAAAAAUUACUCGUAAAUCUUCUUUCACUAAAUUGUGAGUAAUUAACCUGCGUCUUUUAGAUCAUUUUCGAUCGAAUCGUAUUUUUCAUUUAAUUUAUUCACUUCAGGUUAACAUCGAUACAAAGAUUGCUAAAUUUGAAGGAAAUAUGAAAAAACAUUUAUCGUAAUACGCAUAAUUUUUUGUUCCAACUGUAUUAUAAAGAUCGUUUUAAAACAUUAAAAGUCUUCUUGGUUGAAACUAAAGCGGUAUCAAGAAAUAAAAAGUUUCAAGACCGUAGCACGGUUAAAGAAGGAAGAAGUAUGAACUUUGACAGAUAUUUUCUAAGUUGGAGAUUAUUAUUUAUAAAACUGUGAAAUCGUCGUUGUCGAGAAUAGACAAAAAGAUUAACCACGGAAGAUACCACAACCAUCUAAGAAACCCAGGAAAUGAUAAAGAUAAGAAAGGAAUGAGCUACUAUUAAAUAGGACAAGUCGUCGACCUUAAAACCUACAACCUUCCACUGUGCUUUAAAAUUCGUGGAAAGGUAAUCCGAUUCGCCAAACUUUUAUUCACUACCUUCCAAUAAUUCCUAAUAUUACAUAGCUUUCAAACCUCGAAACACUUAUUAAUCACGCGUUUAGAUAAACCGUGCCGGUUGAAAGUCGAAAUCAGAUGAGACGACGAUCAGAAGAAAGUCAUUCAGACGCAACAGCAGAAAUUGAAUCAUCGUUGAAAGCAAAGUGAGCAGUUGCGAAGAAAUUUCUCCAUUUAACAUCCGAUAUACCUAUUCAGCAUCUUCAUUCUACUUUUCUCGAUGUAUUCUUUUCUGUUCUCCAUAACUGUAUAAAAUUUACGCUACCAGAAAUAAUUACAGGAUCGCUACUGUAAAUGAUUCUAUUGCGUUAACCAUGCAAAUGAACGUGAUGAGGUUCUAUAGAAUUGGUGGAAGGCACAAUGGUUCGUUGUAACAAUCGGAAGUCACCGACUUCAUGAACGGACGUAACCUAGAAAAUUAAUCGUGAAAAUCCAUCGAAGGGAUACCGUUAACGCGAAGAUGACGAAGUUCCGCGCGACUGUUAAAUAUUUAAAGAGACCCGGAACGAGACAAUGGAGCAGCGCUCGCGAAUAAGGCAGUUGCCAUUCCGAGGCAUGCGCCAUUCGAAAAAAAGAAACGGUCCCGAUGAGAUGUACGCAUUGCUGGACAUUGUUUGCUGUACGAAUGACAUCGGCUGGACUACUUCGCGCCCAUUAUCGAAUCAGGAAUUCGCGUUAAAUCCUUAUUAAAAAGAGAACAGUUAUCCAAGUGCUUAGGUAUAAUAUCUAAUUAAUAAUUGCUAUUAUGCACUAUUUAAGAAAGCAAUCGAAAAGGAAUAUCGAGAAUAAUUACCAAUGCAACUGUUGAAGCACUGACAAGAAAUUCGCUUAUCGUAAUUUUUACUCUGUCCCAUUGAGCCACACUUUAGUAUACCGGCUAUUGACAGAGCAAACAAUGUCGGAGAAAGUAGAAUUUUCUUCGACGAUCUGUGAAUGGUACAACAUUAAAAGCACAAAAAAUUCCAUCCCCCACGAAAACAUACUUUGUAAACAUUGUACUUAACAGUUUACACCGAGAGGAGACGAUUAUCUGAAUAAAAUACGCAGAAGUUACAGAGAAUGACACCGGUAUUCACAAGAGGGAAACUGUUUAGAGUGGGUCUUAUAUCAGAAAAUAUAUCCACGAUGCAAUUUCUAGCUUGGCAUGACCGAUGGCCAUGUCUGUGGGCCAAGGCGAGCUGCUUGCUGCACGUGGAAAUAUUUGAAGACAUCGGUCUCGAUCAUGGAAGAUUUUCCAGUUGUAGGAAUAUUUAGAGAAUAGAAUUUACUGAAUGCCUGAGAAGAUUAAGGUGAAUUAUAUGCGCAGAAUCUCGAUCAAACGUGUUCUCGACGUUAAAGACGGUAACUUAUCGAUGGGUACACUAUAACCGUCUGACGUCUUUGCAAUUUAUAUUAAUAAUAUACAAUAUACAAUAUACACAUAUCACAAAAUUUAAAGAGUAAUACCGAUGCAACUUAAUUUCUCAGAGGUGGAUAAGUUCGAGAAAGGUUGUUAGAAUUAUUUGGAUAUACAAAAUAGGAAUCUCUUGUAUUAUUUUUCCAA